CCGCCAUCUGCUGGGGUUCAUGAAAGCUACCCACAAUUGAUGACCUGAAGAUUCGGAACGCGCCAUCUUCCCCCGUAUACUCACUACAUCAAUCUCUGCUCGACCCUCAGAACAAAUUCCGCAAGGCAGAAGCAAGAUGGGCCGAAGACGGCGGACUCUUCUCCUCUUAGCUCUUCUCUUCGCGCUACUCGUUGUAGUUGUGAAAGCAGACGAUGUCGACAGCGAUGAUGACGACGAUGACAAUGAGACUUAUGACUAUCAACCCCAAGAGUACACGACAGACCCCUACCUCCAGUACCGCCCUGCGUUCCCCCGCUCCCUCCCUGUACAAAUCCUCGUCACUGGAGUCGUAUUUACCCUAGUGGCUGUCCUCUUCAUCCAUCUCAUCUUCACCGCUACCUACCACUGGUCCCUCGCACCCGUCAACUACGUCCUGCAAGUCUCAGGCGUGACGACACUGCUCAUAUCCCUCAUCGCGACGCUUCACGUUGUCCUGCAAGCCACAAUAGACGAGAGCAAGCAAUGGCCGUACAUGCUCAGCUACAUCGCGGUCAACGUACCCCCGCUGGACCUGUCCAUAGGGAACGAUGCGGCGGAGGACACUGGGUGGACCCUCCCUGAGCGCGCAACCUGGCUCGUCAUGAAUGCCUUCACUUCGGCGUUGAUCCAGAUCACGCACAUCCAAUUCCUGACUUUGCUCUUCCCUUCUCGCCUCGAAGCGCGCCUAAUCCUCUUCCUGCUUGGUCCCAUGGCUGUCGUUGCGUCCGUCAUGCAGCUUGUCCCCAUCAGUCAGAACACGAAGGUCACCGAGAUCACAUCUGCAAUACGUAAUGUCUGCAACGCCACCCUCUCCCUUCUCUUCACCGCAUCCCUCUUCAUCUGGGGCCUUCUCGUAAACCGCAGACAAGCCUGGCGCACGGAUGGCGGCACAGCAGCCUUUGGCGCGGCCGCCCUCACGCUCGCCAUUGUACAAACCGGCUUGAACAUUCUCUACGUCCCCCGCGAGGAGGAGUACGUCUGGCUCCCGACCCUCAUCUGGGCCGUCAUCCUCUGGCAAUCCUUCCUCGGCUGGUGGUGGUGGGUCGGCGCGGGAAGCGGAUCGGGCCUACGGGGCGAAGACGAGGAAGAAGAUAUGGCCCGCCGAGAACGCAAGCGCGCAAAGCGCGAACGACGGCGCCAGGAAGCGCGCGUGCGGCGGGAAGAUCACAAAGCGCGGGCGAGGACGAUGUGGCGCGGCGUGUCUGGCGUCUUCGGCCCCGCGCAGCACCCCCGGCGCGAGGAAGACAGCGAGGAGCACGACCGGACGCCCGAAGAGACCGAGCGCGCCGCGGCGGAGAGCACCGCGUCGAGCGGGUCUACCGGGACGCUCGUCCUCCCGCGCAUCUUCCCGAAGUCCGUGCAUCGCUGGUUCGCGAGGCUUCGGCGCGCGCAUACGGCGGCUGCCCGCGCGCAGGCGGCGGAGCGCUUGGAGCGCAUCCGCGAGAUGGAGCGCGCGAAGAUCGUGGAUGCAGAAAGGCGGGGUUUUGGUGUGGGCCGAGUGCCGAUGCGGACGUCGGCGGCGGCAUCUUUCGAGGAUGAAGAUGGCGAACCGAAGUCUUCAGGAGAAGACGAGCCGAAGUCGUCUGGGGAGGAGGACGGAAAUGGAGCGAUGGACGGAGACGCAAGGGGGCAUCCAGACGGUCAAAGCGUCAGGGAAGGCGCGGAUGGGGCUGGCGACAGCUCAUCAGAAGGCCGCGCAAGGAGACGAAGUCCGCACGUAUACGAGGAAGAAGAGGAGCAACGCAGAAGACGAAUCUCUGUGUCGCCGCCAACAAUAGCCAGCGUGGGUGUUGGUGCCCCCGACCCCGACCCGGUGCGGCGGUCGAUGUGGUGGUGGGGGCCGCUCGGGAGGUGGCGCUUGCAGGACAAGACUGUGUAUCAGUAGGUAUCUUGGUAUUUAUGUGAUAUGUGUAGUACGGAAUGCUUUGCUUCCCUGUUUUGCGAGUGUGGCCAAGUGGGAGAGAAUGAGGAGAUUCAUCAUCUAGUCGCGCAAAAGCCA
Molecule: messenger RNA, 2038 nt
Organism: Schizophyllum commune H4-8
Lineage: Eukaryota; Fungi; Basidiomycota; Agaricomycetes; Agaricales; Schizophyllaceae
Exons: 4
Coding region: 137-1924 (595 amino acids)
Source: RefSeq, a predicted model, not a curated record